Molecule: messenger RNA, 942 nt
Organism: Arabis nemorensis
Lineage: Eukaryota; Viridiplantae; Streptophyta; Magnoliopsida; Brassicales; Brassicaceae
Source: the annotation of a GenBank genome assembly
AUGGAGCACUCAAUCGCAACCAUGAUGAUCAUAACCUUCAUGUUGGUAGGGUUUGUAAGAUCGGAUCUUGCUAAAGACAGAGAAGAAUGUACGGACCAGCUCUUAGCACUUGCAACGUGUCUUCCUUACGUUGGAGGAGACGCAAAGGCUCCAACAAAAGAUUGUUGUGGAGGGUUUGGUCAAGUUAUAGCAAAGAGUGAGAAGUGUGUUUGCGUAUUGAUCAAAGACAAAGAUGAUCCUCAACUUGGUCUCAAGAUUAACGCAACCCUAGCUGUUCAACUCCCAACCGCAUGUCAUAUAACGGCUCCUAACAUCACCGAUUCGAUUCUGCAUAUACCUCCAAACUCAACAUUGGCUAAAGAGUUUGAGAGCUUAGGAAAGCUUGAAGGAAACACCAAUUCCACAUCUACUUCAAAAAAUCUUAAAGAUGGGCCAGGAGGGAAAGCUGAAUCAGUAAAGAGUAAUGGAGGAAAUAAGAAGAAGAGUUGCCGUCAAAUCUCUUCUUCUCAAUCCAACGCCUUAAAUCUCAACCGUCCAUCUCUCGCCGCCGAUGACGACAUUCACGAUCUUCUCCCACACUACGGAUUCCCAAAAGGUCUUCUUCCGAACAAUAUCAAAUCGUACACUCUCUCCGACGUCGGAGAUUUCACCGUCGACCUAAACUCUCCCUGUUACGUCAAAUUCCCCGAUCAAAUCGUUUUCUACGACGACAAAAUCGCCGGAAAACUAAGUUACGGUUCUGUCAAAGACGUUAAAGGGAUACAAGCUAAAGAAGCUUUCUUUUGGGUACCAAUCACCGCCAUGGAAUCAAAUCCAAGCUCCGGUACGAUUGUCUUCUCCGUCGGAUUCGUCUCCAAGACUUUACCUGCUUCGAUGUUCGACUCUGUACCUUCUUGCUCUAGAAAACAGAGCUUUCAAGAAAACAGAGCUUUUUAUGUGUAA